AUGGCUUUGGCAAAUACUAGGCCGGUCCACCAGCUACCAGUCCAUUCUCCCCAUACGGAAUUCAGCGAGAUCAACUUGAAUCCCCCUUCGAAAAUCAAGCUAUCGCCCUCCCAGAUCCUGAGUCCAAAGCCUGUUUCAUCAUCAUCAAACAUUAUACUAAAACCCAUAGCCAAUGUCCAUUCAUCAGAGGCCAAGCCAUCGUCAGAAUCUAAAUCAUCUCCUGAAUCGCUGGUCCACGACGAGGUCGACGACGACGAAGAAGAAGAGGUGGUGGCAGUAGUGGCACCAGAAGACUCAUGCCCAUCAACCAGCACUUCUCCACUAAAUGAUGAUGAUGUACCACCACAUCCACCAUCAACAGCGUCAAAGAAGAGGCCAGAUGCUGAUAAACCCCGCAAAAAGUAUAAUAUCAACCCAGAUAAGCAGAAAGAGAAGAAAGCAAACAAAAUCAACGUAGCGGCCACUGGGAUCUCUACCACCAUCCCGGUUACAGGGGAAAGACCUCGGCCAGAAAAGGACGCGUCAUUGGAAGAUGAUGUGUUAUUUACGAUUUUUCUGAUAUUGUACGAUAACGAUGCCGAAGGGAAAGGGAUGACGGUGAAACAAAUUUGUGAUGUUUUGCUUGAAAAGCAUCCAGAAACUGCCAAGAUCUCCACCAAGACUUCGAACUUGGUGUCGGCAAAGUUGAAUGCUUAUGUUAAGAGGGUAGAAAAGGGAGAAAAGAACUUGAAGUAUGCACUUUCGAGAGAAUGGGCCGACACCUCUCCCAAGAGAAUGGUUUAUGUAUACCGAGGGAUUUUGACCAAUGAUUUUUACAUCCAUGCGAUUGCUGCCAUGAAAAGUUUGGAAGAAAAUUUUGAGGAGAAAAACGGGGGGAUUUCCAAUGAUGAGCUAUCAAAGCACAAAUCAGUAGGUGAUAAAAAGCGGACGGUGAACAAUAUUUUAUUUAGCAAUGAUAAAUCGGCAGGCAAUGCCAAUAUUAACCUUGGCAACAGCAACCAUUUCUUCAACAAUAAUUCUGAAGGGCACAUUGAUUUACGAAUCACUCCAUUAGCGAUUCCUUACAACGCCGACUUGAUCAUGUCGGCCGAAUCGAAUCAUUUGAAUGCCACUACCGAUUCAACCACCAUAACCCCUACCAGUAGUAAUGACGACAGCACUACUGCCACUACCAAUGCUACUGUUUACGAGUCUCCAGCGGUAUCGGAUUAUGAUUUUGACGAAUUGGACUCGUUUGAUGACGAGUUUGAUAAUGGAGAAGAAGAAGAAGAAGACGAUGACGAUGACGAAGAUGAAGAGGAUGAAGAUGACGAGACCGAACCUAAGAAACGGGCGAAUUCCGGCAGUUUGCGGUACCCUAGCAAGCUCAUCAAACGAGUCAAGAAUAUCACUGCUGCGGCAGCAGCCCCAAGAGUUCCAAAAAACAUUGCCAACUCUCCAUCUCCCAGCAUUGUACUUGCUGCAGCGGCGUCAUUGAGGGCCGCAGCAUUGCAUGCUUUAUCCCCACUGGAAUCGAACCCUAGUAACUUAGCUGACGAUAAGACCACCAGAUGGAUCCAAACUGUUCGUGAAGGGUUCUUGACCCAAGAUAUUGGGACUCCUGAAGACAUUUCAUUAGCGGAGCUUGAUAUGUUGUUUAACUAG
Messenger RNA from Saccharomycopsis crataegensis, 1644 nucleotides. Its product is annotated as Gds1 protein. Bases 1 to 1644 code for a protein of 547 amino acids. The transcript has a single exon. The record is from RefSeq and is a predicted model, not a curated record. Lineage: Eukaryota; Fungi; Ascomycota; Saccharomycetes; Ascoideales; Saccharomycopsidaceae.